Molecule: messenger RNA, 4697 nt
Organism: Macaca mulatta (Rhesus monkey)
Lineage: Eukaryota; Metazoa; Chordata; Mammalia; Primates; Cercopithecidae
Source: RefSeq, a predicted model, not a curated record
UCACGAAGUCCCGACCUCAAGUGAGGUCACCUCGGCUUCCCAAAGUGAGCCACCAUGCCUGGCCAGCCCUGGACUGUUGAGGUUGUGGGAGGGCUCUUCAAUUUAACAAAAAUUUACUGAUACUUGUUCCUUACCAGACACAGAACUGAGGUCUAAGGCUGCAUGGGUGAAUAAGAAACAUUCUCUGGGAGCCCACAGUACAAUGGAGAAGAUGAACACAUAAACAGAUGCCUUUAAUAAACAUAUAAAUGCAGUGAUACAAGAACAUCCAAGAUAAUACGGAACCAAUAAGCAGACCACACUCAGAUGGGGUCAGGGCCAGGAGGAGCUUUUCAGGGAAGGGCUCCUCAUUGUCGUUGAUUAUAAUUUAAGGGAUGAGGAAAAAGGUGAAAAGGUGGAAGAGGCCAAAGGGAGGGUCAUUCCAGACAAGUCAGUGCAAACAAAGACACAACAGAAGUAGCUCCAUGUGUGUAGGAGAGCUGCAAGGCACAUUCAUGAUAUAAAGGGUGUGGAGCAAAUUGGGGGAGCUUGUUGAGGAUCUCUAUGCCUGGCUGGGGGCACUGUGAGUGGAGAAAAGCCUGUGAGCAAGCUCAGAGGGAAGGCCUGACCUCCCAGCCCACUGGCAGUGCUCUGCUUGUGCCCGCCUUUCCCCCAGCGAACUGUUGUUCCUCAUUCCUUAGCUCCAUCUGCACAGUUGGAGAUUGGCACUAAGGGGCUCUGAGGGAACCUUGUGAGGACUUGUCCUUCCCUUUGUUGGUCAGUGGCCACCUGGUGUGUGAAGAGAACUGCUGGCAGCUGCAGUGCCUCUGCUAUAGCCAGGCUAUCCCAGCUGCUCACAGACCUCAAGCUCAGCCAUCCUUCUCCCUCCACUGGCCUUGACCCAGACUUUCCCUGGCAUUCUGACUAGGGAACCAGGACCCCUGCUCCUGGGGUCUGGACACAGACCUUCCAGAAACACAGAUGAAGAGCCCUGGCAAUGCUUGUCAGGGGCGUAUCCUCACCCUGGCUCAAGAAAUUGCAGGCUGUCAGCAUGAAUCACAGCUGGGCCUUUCAUAUUCAGUUCCACAUUCUCCUCUCCCCACUGAACAAAGUGGAGAGGGACUGGGAUCCCAGGCUAGGCGGGAUGCUAUGUUGUUUGUGACAGCCACUCUAUCCUCCGCACCCCAUCCCCCACUUCCCUGCAUUUCACAGCCUAUAUGCCUGGUUGGUACCCAGUAAACUUCACAGCAGGACUGAUGUUUGGCAUGUUUCCAGGCCUCUUCAUGCCACUACUGAUAGAGGAGCCACUAUCCCUGGUCUCCAUCCUGAUGUCAUGUGGAGGUCUUCUACUGUCUGUGGAUAAUGAUAGAGUUACUGCUGACAAGGCAGCCUGAAGCUUUAAAGUGUAUCCAUGCGUUCAACAAAGAUUGUUGCAGGCUGUCUGGUAUUCUACGUUGGUGCCCCAAGGUUCUGUGCCUUUGAGGGGAAAUUUCCGCAGAGAAACAGUUUGUUGGCCAAUAGCUCCACAGCAGCCUAACACUCCCCUUCUCCUUCCAGUAAAGAAGACCUACCGUGUGAACCUACUCUCCCUGCUCAGCCUACAGACUAAAGUCUAGACUCUGCAGUCUGCCUGUCACCUCCUCUCCCACCAUAUAUCCCCGCUUCGGUGUAUCCUCUUCAGGCGCCUGGAGCUGCACCUCAUUCCAUGAAGGCACCUGUGGCCAGCCUCCACUGUGGAAGCUCAUGGACUCCGUUGGAUCUGCAGGGUUGCGACAGGGGGAAGAAGCCCUGAGUUACCCUGAGGAGGGCUUGCCCGGGCCCUCAGACAGCUCAGAGCUGGUGCAGGAGUGCCUGCAGCAGUUCAAGGUGACAAGGGCACAGCUACAGCAGAUCCAAGCCAGCCUCUUGGGUUCCAUGGAGCAGGCGCUGAGGGGACAGGCCAGCCCUGCCCCUGCAGUCCGGAUGCUGCCUACAUACGUGGGCUCCACCCCACAUGGCACUGAGCAAGGAGACUUCAUGGUGCUGGAGCUGGGGGCCACAGGGGCCUCACUGCGUGUUUUGUGGGUGACUCUAACUGGCAUUGAGGGGCAUAGGGUGGAGCCCAGAAGCCAGGAGUUUGUGAUCCCCCAAGAGGUGAUGCUGGGUGCUGGCCAGCAGCUCUUUGACUUUGCUGCCCACUGCCUGUCUGAGUUCCUGGAUGCGCAGCCUGUGAGCAAACAGGGUCUGCAACUUGGCUUCAGCUUCUCUUUCCCUUGUCACCAGACGGGCCUGGACAGGAGCACCCUCAUUUCCUGGACCAAAGGUUUUAGGUGCAGUGGUGUGGAAGGGCAGGAUGUGGUCCAGCUGCUGAGAGACGCCAUUCAGAGGCAUGGGGCCUACAACAUCGACGUGGUUGCCGUGGUGAACGACACAGUGGGCACCAUGAUGGGCUGUGAGCUGGGAGCCAGGCCGUGUGAGGUUGGGCUAGUUGUAGACACGGGCACCAAUGCAUGUUACAUGGAGGAGGCGCGGCACGUGGCAGUGUUGGAUGAAGACCGGGGCCGCGUCUGUGUCAGCGUCGAGUGGGGCUCCUUCAGUGAUGUUGGGGCGCUGGGGCCAGUGCUGACCACCUUCGACCACACCCUGGACCAUGAGUCCCUGAAUCCUGGUGCUCAGAGGUUUGAGAAGAUGAUUGGAGGCCUGUAUCUGGGUGAGUUGGUGCGGCUGGUGCUGGCUCACUUGGCCCAGCGUGGGGUCCUCUUUGGUGGCGGCACCUCCCCUGCCCUGCUGAGUCGAGGCAGCAUCCUCCUGGAACACGUGGCUGAGAUGGAGGACCCCUCUGCUGGGGCAGCCCGUGUCCGUGCUAUCCUGCAGGACUUGGGCCUGAGCCCUGGGGCUUCGGAUGUUGAGCUUGUGCAGCACGUGUGCGCGGCCGUAUGCACACGGGCUGCCCAGCUCUGUGCUGCCGCCCUGGCCGCUGUUCUCUCCCACCUCCAGCACAGCCGGGAGCAACAAACCCUUCAGGUCGCUGUGGCCACCGGAGGCCGAGUGUGUGAGCGGCACCCCAGGUUCUGCGGCAUCCUGCAGGGGACAGUGAUGCUCCUGGCCCCGGAAUGCGAUGUCUCCUUCAUCCCCUCUGCGGAUGGUGGUGGCCGGGGAGUGGCGAUGGUGACUGCCGUGGCUGCCCGUCUGGCUGCCCACCGGCGCCUGCUGGAGGAGACCCUGGCCCCGUUCCGGUUAAACCACGAUCAGCUGGCAGCGGUUCAGGCACAGAUGCGGAAGGCCAUGGUCAAGGGGCUCCGAGGGGAGGCCUCCUCCCUUCGCAUGCUGCCCACUUUUGUCCGGGCCACGCCUGACGGCAGCGAGCGAGGGGAUUUCCUGGCCCUGGACCUCGGGGGCACGAACUUCCGUGUCCUCCUGGUACGUGUGACCACAAGUGUGCAGAUCACCAGCCAGAUCUACUCCAUUCCUGAGAGUGUGGCCCAGGGCUCUGGGCAGCAGCUCUUUGACCACAUUGUGGACUGCAUCAUGGACUUCCAGCAGAAGCAGGGCCUGAGUGGGCAGAGCCUCCCACUGGGUUUUACCUUCUCCUUCCCAUGUAGGCAGCUUGGCCUGGACCAGGGCAUCCUCCUGAACUGGACCAAGGGUUUUAAUGCAUCAGACUGUGAGGGCCAAGAUGUCGUGAAUCUGUUGCGGGAAGCCAUCGCACGCAGACAGGCAGUGGAGCUGAAUGUGGUUGCCAUUGUCAAUGACACGGUGGGGACCAUGAUGUCCUGUGGCUAUGAGGACCCCCGUUGCGAGAUAGGCCUCAUUGUCGGAACCGGCACCAAUGCCUGCUACAUGGAGGAGCUCAGGAAUGUGGCAGGCGUGCCUGGGGACUCAGGCCGCAUGUGCAUCAACAUGGAGUGGGGUGCCUUUGGGGACGAUGGCUCUCUGGCUAUGCUCAGCACCUGCUUUGAUGCAAGUGUGGACCAGGCGUCCAUCAACCCCGGCAAGCAGAGGUUUGAAAAGAUGAUCAGCGGCAUGUACCUGGGGGAGAUCGUCCGCCACGUCCUUUUACAUUUAACCAGCCUUGGCGUUCUCUUCCGGGGCCAGCAGACCCAGCGCCUUCAGACCAGGGACAUCUUCAAGACCAAGUUCCUCUCUGAGAUCGAAAGCGACAGCCUGGCCCUGCGGCAGGUCCGAGCCAUCCUAGAGGAUCUGGGGCUGCCCCUGACCUCAGAUGAUGCCCUGAUGGUGCUAGAGGUGUGCCAGGCCGUGUCCCAGCGGGCUGCCCAGCUCUGUGGGGCGGGUGUAGCUGCUGUGGUGGAGAAGAUCCGGGAGAACCGGGGCCUGGAAGAGCUGGCAGUGUCUGUGGGGGUGGAUGGAACGCUCUACAAGCUGCACCCGCACUUCUCCAGCCUGGUGGCAGCCACGGUGCGGGAGCUGGCCCCUCGCUGUGUGGUCACGUUCCUGCAGUCAGAGGAUGGGUCCGGCAAAGGUGCAGCCCUGGUCACCGCUGUUGCCUGCCGUCUUGCACAGUUGACUCGUGUCUGAGGAAAUCUCCAGGCUGAGGAGGCUCCACUGCAGCCUUGCUGGACCUGGGUCGGGGUCUGCCUGUUUCCCAGCCAGGCCCAGCCACCCAGGAUUCCCGGGACAUCCCAUGUGUGACCCCUCUGCGGCCAUUUGGCCUUUCUCCCUGGCUUUCCCCGAGAGAAGUAGCACUCAGGUUAGCAAUAUAUAUAUAUAAUUUAUUUACA